CCACUCUACUGUACACUGAUGGAGCCGCUCAUCUGUAGCAGUCCCGGCUCCACAGCUCCGUGACAGAGACACGCUGCGGCUCCGCGCCGACGCUGCCAAACCAUUAACCGUCGGACGAUGGCAAGCCCCGGCCACAGCUGAUCCAUAAACCCCGUGCGCACUGCAGAUCGCGUCCCGAGGACUUUCAAACUGAAGGAAUGCGUCGCUGCACUGACGCGGCGUAGUAAAGUAACAGCGGGAGGUCAACUGGAGACGCUGGAGGCUUUCGCUGCCAAGUUUACGCACUGAAUUCGCCGUCACUCGCGGUGUGAGAAGGUUUUUCUCCGUGAAUGAAUCAACGACGCCGCUGCCGAGACGCGUCUAGUCGAGAGAUAUUCACGCGCUUUUGGGAAGAAGCUGCGCGUGUGAAAUUCUCGAAUUCUCCUCGUAGAAGGGAGACUUUGUCCAGACAGAGCGUUUUCGGAGACAUUUGAGUCCAGCGCAAAGCCAAGACAUCACCAGAGGGGGGGGACUGGAUAAUCGCGAGAUCCGCUUCACGUGUGGAGAAACAUGUGAAGACCCUUGCGAAGCUCUGACCUGAAAGUUAGCCUUCAACAAUAAAAAGGCAAAGGUCUCUUCCCCUCAUCCAUUCUCUCUGAAUCCUCUGCACUUCCCCUCGCAGUCCCAUUAAACCAUGGAGGGCCGAAGGUCUACAAGCAGGACUUUGUCACCUGACCCCAAUGUAGGAGCUUUUACUACUUUGCUCGUCUUCUGUCUCUUAGCGCUCCCUGUCUUGUGCAGCGGACAGACACUCACUAGUUUCCACCCUGAACGUCGGGACUGGGUCUUCAAUCACCUGACAGUCCACCAAACCACAGGGGCACUGUAUAUUGGGGCGGUCAACCGUGUGUACAAGCUCUCGGGCAAUCUUACCCUGCUUGUUUCCCAUGAUACAGGCCCAGAGGAUGACAACAAGGCCUGCUACCCGCCUCUGAUUGUCCAGCCAUGUUCUGAGCCCCUUGUCUCUACCAACAAUGUCAACAAGCUUCUCCUCAUUGAUUAUUCCCAAAAUCGUUUGCUGGCUUGUGGCAGCCUCUACCAGGGUGUUUGCAAACUUCUCAGACUGGAUGACCUUUUUAUUUUAGUGGAGCCAUCUCAUAAGAAAGAGCACUACCUCUCUAGUGUCAACCAGACUGGGACCAUGUAUGGGGUCAUUGUGCCGUCACAGGGCCAGGAUGGGACCCUGUUUAUUGGCACGGCAGUAGAUGGGAAACAGGACUACUUCCCCACCAUCUCGAGUCGAAAACUGCCCCGUGACCCAGAAUCUUCCGCUAUGCUAGACUAUGAAUUGCACACUGACUUCGUUUCCUCCCUCAUCAAGAUACCGUCAGACACACUGGCACUGGUCUCCCACUUUGAUAUUUACUAUGUUUACGGCUUUGCCAGCGGCAGCUUUGUGUACUUCCUGACUGUGCAGCCCGAGACACCGGAGAACAGCAUGUCAUCGAGUGGAUCCACCAGCGACCUUUUUUACACCUCUCGCAUUGUCCGCCUCUGCAAAGAUGACCGCAAGUUUCACUCCUAUGUCUCUCUCCCCAUCGGCUGUGUGAAAAACGGCAUUGAGUACCGACUACUGCAGGCCGCCUACCUCGGCAAGCCGGGGCGCGUACUCGCAGCCUCGCUCAACAUUGGCGCUCAAGACGACGUGCUCUUCACCAUCUUCUCCAAGGGGCAGAAGCAGUUCCAUCGGCCCCCAGAUGACUCAGCACUCUGUGUUUUCACCAUCCGAGACAUCAAUGCACGAAUCAAGGAGCGCCUGCAGUCUUGCUACCAGGGAGAAGGAAAUCUUGAGCUAAACUGGCUGCUUGGGAAAGAUGUGCAGUGCACCAAAGCGCCGGUGCCCAUUGACGACUCUUUCUGUGGUCUGGACAUCAACCAGCCACUUGGAGGCUCUCAGCUGGUGACCGGUCACACUCUCUACACCGAGACCCGGGACCGCAUGACUUCUGUCACCUCCUAUGUCUACAAUGGCUACUGUGUAGCCUUUGUGGGCACCAAGAGUGGUAGGCUGAAAAAGAUCCGCGUCGACGGGCCUCCUAACGGCGGCGUCCAGUAUGAGACGAUAUCAGUCGUCAAAGACGGCAGCCCCAUCCUGAGAGACAUGGCCUUCUCCCUUGACCGCAACUACCUCUACGUCAUGUCUGAGAGACAGGUGACCCAAGUUCCCAUCGAGUCAUGUGAGCAGUACGGGACAUGUGGAGAGUGCCUGAGCUCUGGGGAUCCACACUGUGGCUGGUGUGUCCUGCAUAACAUCUGCUCUCAGAGGAACCGGUGUGAGCGCGCAGAUGAGCCGUAUCGUUUCGCCGCGUCUCUCAACCAGUGUGUGAAGGCCACGGUGUACCCAGACAGCAUUGCGGUGUCAGAACCCAGCGUACCUCUGCUGGUGAAGGUGAGCGAUGUUCCGGACCUUUCUGCGGGCAUCACCUGCUCCUUUGGCAACCUGACGGAGGUAGAUGGGCAGGUCAAUGGCAACCAGAUUCUCUGUGUGUCUCCUGCUGCCAAGGACGUCCCCCUCAUCCCCACCGACCAAGAUUGGUCAGGUGUUGAAUUAAGACUCAAUUCUAAGGAGACUGGUCAGAUGCUUAUCAGCACAGAGGUCAAGUUUUACAACUGCAGCGUCCACCAACUGUGUCUGUCGUGUGUGAACAGCGCCUUCCGAUGCCACUGGUGCAAGUACCGCAACUUGUGCACCCACGACCCUUCCAGCUGUUCCUUCCAGGAGGGACGGGUCAACGCUUCAGAGGAUUGUCCCCAGCUGGUGCGAUCUGAGGAGAUUCUGAUCCCAGCAGGAGAGGUGAAGCCUAUCACCCUGAAGGCCAAGAACCUGCCACAGCCUCAGUCUGGCCAGAGAGGCUACGAGUGUGUCCUCCACAUCCAGGGUGUCAGUCACAGAGUUACUGCCCUGCGCUUCAACAGCUCGAGUGUGCAGUGUCAAAACAGCUCGUAUCUGUACGAGGGAAUGAAGAUCAGUGAGCUGCCAGUGGAUUUCUCAGUGGUCUGGAAUGGCAACUUCAUUAUUGAUAACCCAGAGAAUAUUCAAGUGCACCUUUAUAAGUGUGCGGCGCAGCGAGACAGCUGUGGCAUGUGUCUGAAGGCACAGAGGAAGUUCCAGUGUGGCUGGUGCAGUGGAGAGGGAAGGUGUACGUUACGGCACCACUGCCCUCUCAUCAACCCUUACACCACCCGCUGGCUGAACCUGUCCAGCAAGAAUGUCAAGUGCACCAACCCACGCAUAACAGAGGUGACCCCGGUGGCUGGACCCCCAGAAGGAGGCACACGGGUGACCAUCCAUGGCACAAACCUCGGGCUGGCCUUUUCGGACAUGGUGGGCAAUGUGGAGGUGGCGGGAGUGAGGUGUACGCCUGUAGAGGAGGGCUACAUCAUAGCCGAACAGAUUGUGUGUGAGAUGGAUGCAGCCCCCACUGACAGCAGACCCGGUCCAGUCCAGCUGUGCGUAGCAGAGUGCAGACCAGAACUCAGAGCUCGCUCCUCACAACUCUACUCCUUUGUGACUCCCACAGUCACAGGUCUGUCUCCAAGCAGAGGUCCAGAGUCCGGAGGCACCAAAGUGACCAUCAUGGGAGAAAAUCUGGGCGCCGGCAGCAGUGUUAGUGUUCAGUUUGGGAACCAGACCUGCGAGUUCUUUGGACGGACCAUGGCGGAGAUCGUGUGCUACUCUGCUCCCUCUCUGUCCGGCGUUGGCCCCGUGCAGAUCAGCGUGAGCGUGGACCGCGCCCAAGUCAGGGAGAGCCUCACCUUUGAGUACAUCGAGGACCCCACUGUCCAGCGUAUCGAGCCAGACUGGAGCAUUGCGAGUGGCCACACCCCUCUGAUGGUCACAGGAACCAAUCUGGAUGUGGUCCAGGAGCCCAGGAUCCGAGUCAAAUAUGCCGGCCGAGAGUCUGUCAACGUGUGUAAAGUGUUGAACACCACGAGCAUGAGCUGCUUCGCCCCCUCCCUGAUGGCGGAGUAUAACCCAGGCUUGGACACAGUGAAACACGCGGACGAGUUCGGCUUCAUCUUCAACAACGUCCAGGCACUGCUGGUCUACAACAACACCAACCUCCUCUACUACCCCAACCCUUACUUUGAGCCUCUCAGCAACUCUGGAGUCCUGGAGCAAAAACCAGGUUCACCCAUCAUUCUCAAGGGCAGAAACCUGGUUCCCCCAGCAUCAGGAGGGGUAAAGCUUAACUACACGGUACUGAUUGGAGAGACCCCCUGUUCCGUCACCGUGUCUGAGAGCCAGCUGCUGUGUGAGCCACCCAACCUCACUGGACAAUACAAAGUCAUGGUUCAAGUGGGUGGCCUCCACGUGUCUCCCGGCACGGUCAACAUUAUGUCCGACAGCCUUCUGACCCUUCCCGCCAUCGUCAGCAUCGCCGCAGGUGGCGGCCUCCUCCUCAUCAUUGUUAUCCUGGUUCUCAUCGCCUACAAGCGGAAGUCACGUGAGAACGAUCUCACGCUCAAACGCUUGCAGAUGCAAAUGGACAACCUGGAGUCGCGCGUCGCCCUGGAGUGCAAAGAAGCCUUUGCUGAGCUACAGACAGACAUCAACGAGCUGACCAGUGACCUGGACAGAGCUGGUAUCCCCUAUCUGGACUACCGGACUUAUGCAAUGAGAGUCCUCUUCCCCGGCAUAGAGGAUCAUCCUGUCCUCAGAGAGCUGGAGGUGUCAGGUAAUGGCCAGCAGAAUGUGGAGAAGGCCUUGAAGCUGUUUGGCCAGCUCAUCAACAACAAAGUGUUCCUGCUCACCUUCAUCCGCACACUGGAAAUGCAGCGCUCUUUCUCCAUGAGGGACCGCGGCAACGUGGCCUCACUUAUCAUGACGGCGCUGCAGGGACGACUGGAGUACGCCACCGAUGUCCUCAAGCACCUGCUGUCAGACCUCAUUGACCGCAACCUGGAGAGCAAAAACCACCCCAAGUUACUGCUGCGCAGGACAGAGUCAGUCGCAGAGAAGAUGCUCACAAACUGGUUUGCCUUCCUCCUUCACAAAUUCCUCAAGGAGUGCGCUGGUGAGCCUCUGUUCAUGCUGUACUGCGCCAUCAAGCAGCAGAUGGAGAAGGGGCCCAUCGAUGCCAUCACGGGAGAGGCCCGCUACUCCCUCAGUGAAGACAAACUCAUUCGCCAGCAGAUCGAGUACAAAACCCUGAUCCUGAACUGUGUGAACCCGGACAACGAAAACAGUCCAGAGAUUCCCGUGAAGGUUCUGAACUGUGACACUAUCACCCAAGUGAAGGAGAAGAUACUGGAUGCCGUGUACAAGAACAUGCCCUACUCUCAGCGGCCGCGUGCUGUCGACAUGGACCUCGAGUGGCGCCAGGGGCGAAUGGCUCGCGUGGUGUUGCAGGACGAAGACAUCACCACCAAGAUAGAAAAUGACUGGAAGCGGCUCAACACUCUCAUGCACUACCAGGUGUCGGACCGCUGUGUCGUGGCUUUGGUGCCGAAACAGACCUCGUCGUACAACAUCCCCUCCUCGGCCAGCAUAUCACGCACUUCCAUCAGCAGAUAUGACUCUUCAUUCCGCUACACGGGCAGUCCGGACAGCCUUCGCUCUCGUGCUCCCAUGAUCACCCCUGAUCUAGAAAGUGGCGUGAAGGUGUGGCACCUGGUGAAAAACCACGAACAUGGGGACCAGAAGGAAGGGGACCGUGGUAGCAAAAUGGUCUCGGAGAUUUAUCUGACCAGGCUACUCGCAACGAAGGGCACACUGCAAAAGUUUGUCGACGAUCUAUUCGAGACGUUGUUCAGCACAGUUCACAGGGGGAGCUCUCUCCCCUUGGCCAUCAAAUACAUGUUUGACUUCCUGGAUGAGCAGGCGGACAAACAUGCCAUUCACGACACAGACGUGCGUCACACGUGGAAGAGCAACUGCCUUCCACUGCGUUUCUGGGUGAACGUGAUCAAGAACCCGCAGUUUGUGUUUGACAUCCAUAAGAGCAGCAUCACAGACGCCUGUCUGUCUGUCGUCGCUCAGACUUUUAUGGACUCUUGCUCCACGUCAGAGCACCGUCUCGGCAAGGACUCCCCAUCCAAUAAGCUGCUCUACGCUAAAGACAUCCCAAAUUACAAGAGCUGGGUAGAAAGGUACUAUGCUGACAUCAACCGGCUGCCAUCUAUCAGUGACCAGGACAUGAAUGCCUAUUUGGCAGAACAGGCCAGACUCCACUCCACAGAGUUCAACAUGCUCAGCGCGCUCAAUGAGAUCUACUCUUAUGUCAGAAAGUACAGCGAGGAGAUCACAGCAGCUCUGGAUCAGGACGAACAGGCAAGGAAGCAGAGGCUGGCCUACAAGGUGGACCAACUCAUUUCUGCAAUGUCCCUCGAGAGCUGAGACUGACCCCUGCUGACAGAGGGAGGGAGAGAGAGAGAGAGAGAGAGAGAGAGAGAGAAAGGACCACAGUCUGUACUGGACCUCCUGAAAUGGUCCUGCAUCACUUACCUCUCAUUGUGGGGGUUACAGGCCCCCAAACCAGACCUGGGAUAUAUGUGUCCACAGCCAGACAUCCAUACACCUACAAUUCUUUUCCUUUCAUGAAAACAUCAGCUGAGGGUCCACAGACAGAGACACAGGCCCUGCAGCUGGAGCAGACAAUAGCAUAAGGAAGGAACAUCAGCAGAGAAGACAGCGACAUGGCUUGUAUUUAUUUUUCUUUUGGUUUCUUUAAAUUGCGUGUGUUUGUGUGAGUGUGUGUGUGUGUGUGCGUGUGUGAGUGCAUGAGAGUGUUUUUUUUUUUUUGUCGUAUAAAAUGAAGACUCCUGUGAAAGACUUGAGAGAGCAAAUGAGGAAACGGAUUCUUCCUCCAAUUGCUCGGAAACUCGCAUCCAAGUGUGAGAUGGAGAUGGCAAAAAAAAAAAAAGAAAGAAAAGAAAAGCGAGAAGCACAGGAGCAAAUCUCACGUUGGACUACUGAGUUUGCAUUCAGAUCCCUCAGAUUUUAUUUUUGUACUUGUACAUUUGAAUAUCAUCAGUCCCAGUUGGAAUAACUGCCCACUGUGCUGUAGGUGCUGUUGUAUAAAAGACACGUGGGGUGUUGGACUACAGCAGAGUGGUGCGGUCGUUGAACGAGCCACGGUCCAUGUCUUCUCUCACUUCUUGCCUCCUCGGACCAAUGCUUCACAUGACACAGACUGAGAGUCUGCUCUUUCAUCCAAUCAGACGUGUACAGGAACAUCGCGACGCCUGUGCUCGUCGUCAAACGAGUCGGACGGACUCCGCUCGUGGCGGUCACAGUUCAGCCAGCAUGCUUGCACCUGAAUCUGAGGGUGACAGAGAUGAAGUCCACCGUGUAUUUAGAAGAAGACCUGAAAUCAGCAUCGCUCUGGUGUCCAAGGCUUUCUUCGGCAGUUAAGUCAUCUGUGUAUGUACUGGUCAAUACUUGCCAAUCAGUGUAUGUGAAUGUACAAAAUGUGUUUUUUUUUUUGUUUUUUUAUAUGUAUGUCUAUUUGAGUUUUGCAAAACACAAAAGGGGCUCAGUUGAGCUGAGCUCCUUUGAUAUUUUCAGCACUUCGUCAAGUGAACAGUUGCAUUUGUGUGUCCUGACUUCACCUGGCCCAUCCAGCUACUUCCCCAAACACCAUGUUCCCCUGAAUCGCUCUUCUACUAGAGGAGAGUGUGUGUCAUCUGCGUUGUGGGCGAGAACAAACGGUUUCCACACACUAACACUCUCAAUGAUAUACCGGCCGUUUGUAUCUCUGUGGGAAACUUGAUCACCUUUAUGUGUCCAUGCAUGCACUCGAACAUCACACAUGCUUAAGGUCCUAUCUUUGAUUUUAUCAAGUGCCAAUGAGUCAGCUGAUGGAAGAUUUUACCUGACUGCCACCCAUGUCUUGUUUACGCAGACAAUGAGAAGCCAAUCUGCGUCGGUCUACUUCGACCUAGUGCCAAAAAAAUCCUGUCAUGUCAGAUUCUUUGCCAAUGUGUCAAAAAAAAAACGGUUUAUGCUUUACAGAGAGAGCAAAGGUGUCGUAUUUAGAGUGUCGAGGUGUAGAGCUGCUUAAGUGGAACCUAGAAUAACUGGAAGGAGUUUAAAGGAAAUCACAAAAAGGUACGAAACAAUAGCAAAUGAAAUAAAAUGGGAUAUUUGGAUAGCGAAUUCAAGAGCAAAGGAAAAAAUGGUUUGUGUUACUUGAAUGCAUCUCGUGACUUAAACCAAACAGUCACACAGCUAAAACGCUGAUGUGGACCCCCACCCCACCCCCCACUCCAAAUUUUCAGUAGAUUCCAUCCUUUGAAUAGGUGAUUUCAUUUUCCUCUGAGAUAUAUAUAUAUAUAUAUUUGCUUGUUGUUUACACCAAGUACUUGAAAAUAUGUCGUAUUAACGGUUUGUACAGAAUACUGCGAGUGUGUGUGUGUGUGUUGAGACAUGAUAAACACCAUGAGUGGGUGAAAGGUGCUUCUUUUCUCUGUGGCCUUACAUACCCACCUGCUCACUGUUGCUGAUCUUAUUAGUCCUCAACUGGGGCACAAUUCUUUCAGUGCUUCACAGCCCAGUUGUUGUUUUUUUUAAUUCGGCAAUGCCUGUUGCAGGCUCUCUGCAGUGAGAUAAGUAUGAGCAAAAGGUGAAGAGGUGUAUGGCCUGACUCAGGCAGACACCGCCUGGCUCAGCACUCGGUUUGCCGGUACUGUCUGAAGAGAAGUGUUGAGAAAGGAAGAGGUAGAAAGAGAGAGAGCCCCUUCAGCUCUAGUUUCCCGCUCCAGCUUUGAAGCUCCUCUUUGAUCUGAGUCGGUUGUGUGCACGCAGUGUGAUCAGGAGAUGGAAAGAAAGAAGAAAAAAAACAUUUCAAGGCAAGGAGAAAUGUAAGAUGCUCUUACUGAGUCUGGCCAGUGGGGGCGGAAGGGGGUAAGAGUAGCCAGACUUUACUCCCUCAUAUGAAAAAGCACCUUUUCACUCCCUGAUGAACAUCUAGGUACACAAGGGCACACACACAGUCCACACACAAAAACAUAAAGCUUCUUCCUUUUGAUUAAGGUGUCUUCCCAAUGUCAGCAAAUAGAAUUGUAUCCUCCUCAUACCUCACAUUGCUUGUUUGGAGUAAUGCUUUUUUUAAAAUCAUUUUAACAGGACCUAAAUGCCUUUUCCUAUUCCAAGGGAUGAAUUGUAGGUUCAUUAGAGUCCUUCCCAACUCUUAGAUGAGCUCCUCCUCUAGAGUGUCUUUUGGUCUUUCUCUCAAAGACCAUUUUUAUCAGGACAUUUCCUUUUUGUCUUUUGUGAGAUUGUUUUGCAUGCAUUUUACUCCAUGAUUUAGUUGUGUGUGAUAUAUCCAUGUCGAGCUGUGCCAUCAUGAGUCUGACUGCAAUGCUUCCUGAAAGUCCAUUUGUAAAUGUCUUAAAAUCGCAGCAGAAAGCACCUUUUUUGUGAAAGAGAUUUUUUUUGUGUGUGUUCAGUUUUGUUUUGGUUAUUCAUAGCUUGUUUCUGGAAACCUUUUGAACUCAGUUUGAACUGAGAAAAGGGAUGUUUGUUUACUCUUUCUGCAGCGCAGAAAUGCUGUUUGACUACCAGUUGUGAUACGGAUAGAUGCUCCUAAACACAACCUCAUUUCAGUUCAAGCUGAUUGCAGAUGGAAGAUGCUAUGUGCACUUUUUUUUGCUUUUGGUGUGAUGUGUUGCCAGAUAGAUGGUGUUGUGGUUCUGACUGGCACACCAUCAUUCAUAUGAUGGAAUGACGUCAUCAUUCCAUAUAUAAAACAAAUCAUUUAAUUAGCUUCUUUUAUUCAUGACAUCAGCCAGAGGAACUGAAAUCCAGAUCAAUGUAAUAAUCUCAAAAUAUCACCAAGUAUAAAAUGACUAUCCUUACAUUUUAAAUCCACAUUGUAAGCAAACCCUUUGUAGACACUGGAGUUCUGUAAAAUAGUAAUUAAUGGCAAGAUGAUGAUGAUGAUGAUAAUAAUAAUGGCUGUCUGUUCUUGUUUUAUAAAAGUGUUGUGAAAAUUGUAAGAAACUUAAAGUAUUUAAAAAAAAGUUUGUUCUCUUGCUUUUUAUUUGCUUUGGUUUUGUUAUGAUAAUAUAUUAUUGUGUACCUAUUGUAAAUAUGAAGCACACCUAUUUUGCAAGCCAAGGAUUCACUUUGUACUGUUGUUAUAUAUAAAUAAACUUUGCUGGUUAAAAAUUGCAUAAUGAUGAAAA
Molecule: messenger RNA, 10170 nt
Organism: Solea senegalensis (Senegalese sole)
Lineage: Eukaryota; Metazoa; Chordata; Actinopteri; Pleuronectiformes; Soleidae
Gene: plxna2
Product: plexin A2
Exons: 32
Coding region: 674-6379 (1901 amino acids)
Biological process (GO): negative regulation of cell adhesion; regulation of GTPase activity; regulation of cell shape
Cellular component (GO): semaphorin receptor complex
Molecular function (GO): protein binding; semaphorin receptor activity
Source: RefSeq, a predicted model, not a curated record